Messenger RNA from Mandrillus leucophaeus (drill), 1963 nucleotides. RefSeq names its product Fc receptor-like B (gene FCRLB). NCBI's taxonomy places the organism in Eukaryota, Metazoa, Chordata, Mammalia, Primates, Cercopithecidae. Gene Ontology annotation, molecular function: transmembrane signaling receptor activity. Gene Ontology annotation, biological process: cell surface receptor signaling pathway; negative regulation of immune response. The transcript is spliced from 6 exons. Bases 214 to 1482 code for a protein of 422 amino acids. The record is from RefSeq and is a predicted model, not a curated record.
AGCUGAGCCUUGCAGGGCUGGCUGGAAGGUGGAGAAGGGAUGGGAUGGGAGUGGGAUGUCAAUGGGAGCUUGAAGAUGGAAGAUGGAAGGGUCAUCUGCUGGAGCCUGGGAUUCUAUGGGGCUCUCUUGUGCUGUGGAGGGCACAAGUUCUGCAGGCCUUCCUUACAGUAGUCACGGCAGGCCUGAGCUGUGAGGUGGCUAUAGAGGCGGUAGAUGAGACAGUGCCUGGCACUUGGGAUACCUGAUAUUCAGCCUGUCUUCUACUCGUUCCAGUCUGCCAUCUUCAGGAACCAGCAGUGGGUGGGAGAAGCAGCAAUAUCUCCUAGUACUCAGUGGCAUCCGCUGGCCACUUUCUUUCUCUCUGUUCCCCAUCCCAUGCCAGCACAUCUCCAUCCUUCUGCAGCUGCUGCAGUCAGAUCCAUCAUGUGGGCACUGACAACCCUUCUGCUCCUCGUUUCAAGCAGUGGGCAAGCUGCUACUCUGGAGAAGCCCAUAUUGUCUCUACACCCACCUUGGACCACCAUCUUCAAGGGGGAGCGGGUAACUUUGAAGUGUGAUGGAUACCACCCACUGCUCCUGGAGCUCCGGCCCAUCAGCACUCUCUGGUAUUUGGGCCACCUACUUCUGCCCUCUCACAAGAAAAGCAUUGAGGUGCAGACACCGGGGGUGUAUCGAUGCCAGACACGGGGAGCACCCGUCAGUGACCCCAUUCACCUCUCUGUAUCCAAUGACUGGCUGAUUCUGCAAGUGCCCUAUACUCCAGUGUUCGAGGGCGAGCCGCUGGUCCUGCGCUGCCGCGGCUGGUACGACAAGGUGGUUUACAAGCUUCACUACUACCACGACGGCCAGGCCGUGCGCUACUUCCACUCCAGCGCCAACUACACUGUGUUGCAGGCGCGCGCCAGCGAUAGCGGGCGCUACCAGUGCUCGGGCACCAUGCGCAUCCCGGUGGAGAGCGCGCCCAUGUUCUCCGCUAAGGUGGCCGUGACAGUGCAAGAACUGUUCCGGGCGCCGGUGCUGAGGGUGAUGGGUCCGCCGGAGCCGCACGUGACUGGGAGUGAUACAUUCACAGGUUCUCCCUUGGACCCGGCCUCCACUACCGCCCCACGGGCCGCAGCCUUGGCUCCUGGAAACAAGCCGCUUUUCUUCCGAAAGCCCCCGGUGUCCAGAUCGGUCCCGUCGGUCACCUCCGUCCCGAGCACCACCUCCACCGGGCUGCAGUUCCCGGCAAGUGGCGCCCCGACUGCUGGGCCACCCGCCUGCGCUUCGCCGACGCCCUUGGAACAAUCGGCUGGAGCCCUGAAACCCGACGUGGACCUUCUGCUCCGAGAAAUGCAGCUGCUCAAAGGCAUUCUGAGCCGGGUGGUCCUGGAAUUAAAGGAGCCACAGGCCCUCCCGGAGCUCAGGGGCACGCCCGAGACCCCCACCUCUCACUUUGCUGUGAGCCUGGGAACCCCAGAGACCACUCCUGUGGAGAGCUGAGGGGGCGGCUACCGUCCCCUCUGCAGGCUCAUUCCUCCCUGGUCGCCUGCUUCCCCUCAGGCGAAGUUCUUUCAAAGCCAUCUGUUUGCAUCCUGGUGUUUUGCUGUGGUUUUUAAAGGAGCGCCCACAAAGUGUAGUGGCUGACGAUUUCAACCUCACACAGCAGUUUGUAACCACAAGCAUUCUCUUUGAAUUCUCAGGGAAUUCAGCAAGAAGUAGAAACCUGCUAUUUACUACAUUGUGGUUUAACUUUGGAAGUGAAUUUAGUCACCCAUAGCCCUUCAGAUAAGCCUAGCCAGUACAUAUUUCAGCACAGGCAGUUUUUUUGGUAUUUAAGUACAUUGAGGUAACUGAGGACUUGAUAAUAUUUUAGGGUCGAGGUGUAAUUAUUCAUAAUGAAUUUACUCUGUUGAUAUUAAAAAGACGUUCAGUCCUAUUACUGAUGAGUUUACAUCUUCAAAUAACUCCUGGGUUCUAUUUA